Messenger RNA from Cyclopterus lumpus (lumpfish), 5165 nucleotides. RefSeq names its product rho GTPase-activating protein 30 (gene arhgap30). Gene Ontology annotation, molecular function: GTPase activator activity. Lineage: Eukaryota; Metazoa; Chordata; Actinopteri; Perciformes; Cyclopteridae. Bases 429 to 4670 code for a protein of 1413 amino acids. Gene Ontology annotation, biological process: small GTPase-mediated signal transduction. The record is from RefSeq and is a predicted model, not a curated record. The transcript is spliced from 14 exons.
GUCAAAGGGAACGGGGCCUGAAAAGAGGAGUUGAACCCGUCCAAUACGUCCACUUCUCUGAAACCUGCCACACACACACACAGAGGGAAAUAGAUGCGUGGUACAGAUACACUGAACUCAUUUCCCUACAGCAGCACAGGCAGAGAGAGAGAGAGAGAGAAAGCACCAGAGAAGGAGGAGAGACACUCAGGAAGUCGACAGGGGAAGUUUAGCGGUUUCUUGCGUCACCAUUCUAUGCUGCUGCAGAGUGAAGGCUGAAGGGAAGCAUGUCCGAACGCUCGAGGUUUGACGCGUGAACGCCGCCGCGCAGGAAGCUCGGCAACAUGCGCUGAAGGCCAAAAAGGAACGGAAAACGAUCCGUGACGUGUGCACGAGGCCACGGGCACGUUAACCGAGUUGAAACGCAGCCGGCGAGCCCGCAGGAAGAGAUGCGGAGAGUCCGGAGGAAGAUCGGGAACAAGGAGAAGGUGUUCGGGUGUGAUCUGCUGGAGCACCUGACCGCCUCCUCUCAGGAGGUUCCUCAGGUCCUGCAGUGCUGCAGUGAGUUCCUAGAGAAGCAUGGCGUCGUGGACGGCAUCUACAGGCUGUCGGGGGUGUCGUCCAACAUACAGAAGCUCAGGGGGGAGUUCGAGAGCGACGGGGGUCCGGACCUGAACAAGGAUCUGUACAUGCAGGACAUCCACUGCGUCAGCUCUCUGUGCAAAGCUUAUUUCAGAGAGCUGCCGAACCCGCUGCUCACGUACCAGCUGUACGACAAGUUUGCUGAGGCUGUGGCCAUCCAGCUGGAGGAGGAGAGGCUGGUGAAGAUCAGAGAUGUGCUGAAGGAGCUGCCGCCACCUCAUCACAGGACUCUGGAGUUCCUGAUGCGCCAUCUCGUCCGAAUGGCCUCAUAUUGCUCAGAGACCAACAUGCACUCCAGGAACCUGGCCAUCGUCUGGGCCCCCAAUCUGCUCAGGUCAAAGGACAUCGAGACAUCUGGGUUCAACGGCACGGCGGCCUUCAUGGAGGUCAGGGUUCAGUCCAUCGUGGUGGAGUUCAUCCUCACACACGUCCCUCAGCUGUUUCCAGAACAAGGUGAAUCCAAUGAAAGAAGGAAGUCCCUCCCCUCCCCGUCACCGAUGGCCAAUCAGGAGGAAGGGUUUUUCAAGGCCCCUCCCACUCCUCUUUUCCCCCACUUCGGUCACAUAAGUCCGGGAGACGGUCCCCCGGCCAUCAGACCGUACCACGCAAUCAUCGAAGGCACCGACAAGAGGAAAGGAUCUCUCAAAGGCAGGAAGUGGAUGUCCAUCUUCAACAUCGCGGGGCGGUUCCCCGACCCGCGGCGGAGACACAAGCACUCAUCCAAAGAGAAAGACGGGCCGGCUUUGAGACCAGCGAGAAGCAUGGACUCCCUCAGCAUGUCGCCCUUUCCAAAAGAAGGUUCCAAACGUGCCCCCCAGUGUCCUGCCCCCACCACCCAGUCCCCCCUCCUCACCCCCUCCCCCCAGUCUGCCUCCGAGGUCACGGCCUCCUCCGGCGCAUUAGGCGGCAGCGAGUACGCCGUGACCUACCGCAGGGGGACGGGUCUGGUGAGCGGGGGUACGGGGACCCAGGGCACCUACACGUGUCUGGACCCCGAAGGCCUCGGACUCGCGGACGGCGAGACUCUCCAGUCCAGAUCCCCGGGGCUCUCCGCCAAAGGCCGACGGGCGGCCAUGCACAUCACGGGGCCCACCAUGGUGACGGUGCCCCUGCACAUCACCUCGAACCUGGCGCUCGGGGUGCUGCAAGGGGGCGGGGGCAACCGGGUCUUCCUGCGGGGCAGGGAGAGCGAAGGAGGAGACCACCACCGGGCGGAGGGCAAGGAGGGAGGAGACAAGGUGUGGAGGAGGGAAAGCAGAGGAGUGGAAAGGAAGGCCGAAGACGGCAGAAAGGUUGAGGAAGAGGAGAAAGGUCACGGGGGGAAGGUGACGGACGGGGGUGAUGGUGGGGAGAAAGCAAGGGAAGGAAAGAAGGAGGAGGAGGAGGAGGAGGAGGAGGAGGUCAGAGGUGAACGUAGGUGGAAGCCGGAGCCAGCGGUGGAAGGUGGAGGCGUGUCCAGAGAGCAACGAGCCAAAAGCCCAACCUCAAACGCCGAGGAAAAUAAAGAUGUCGAGGACGCCGAUGAAUACAUGGACAUGGAAGGCAGGAAGCCGGUUGGCUGCGGCGGCGACGCCGGAGCGCUGGACGCUUCCGACGUCCUCAAUUCAACGGAAGCGGAGGAGGAGGACCAGGAGCUGUCGGGCUACGUUCAGGACAACUUUGAAUUCCUGGACCACAUGGACUGCAGCGCCCCCCAUCAGGUGAACGAGUUCUCCGUUGAACCUCCGGGCCACUCGGACGACGAGUACGAAUUUAUGCAGCAAACUCCUCCCGCGGAGCCGCAGACGGAGCUGAAGGCGGAGCUGAAGGCGGAGCUGAAGGCGGAGCCGCAGACGGAGCUGAAGGCGGAGCUGAAGGCGGAGCUGCAGACGGAGCCGCAGACGGAGCUGAAGGCGGAGCUGAAGGCGGAGCCGCAGACGGAGCCGCAGACGGAGCUGAAGGCGGAGCUGAAGGCGGAGCCGCAGACGGAGCUGCAGACGGAGCUGAAGGCGGAGCUGAAGGCGGAGCCGCAGACGGAGCUGCAGACGGAGCCGCAGACUGAGCUGAAGGCGGAGCUGAAGGCGGAGCCGCAGACGGAGCUGCAGACGGAGACACAGACGGAGGUGCAGACGGAGCUGCAGACGGAGCUGCAGACGGAGCUGCAGACGGAGCCGCAGACGGAGCUGCAGACGGAGCUGCAGACGGAGCUGCAGACGGAGCCGCAGACGGAGCUGCAGACGGAGCUGCAGACGGAGCUGCGCCCGGGCCCCGACACUCCCACCCGGAGCCCGACUGAGUUCAAACCACACAGGCCGCUCAGCGUGGACUCACAGAACCGGCACACCAAAUCCCUCAGCCUGCCGUACAUGACGUGCCCCGUCUUCGGGUCGGAGGAGUCGUGCUCCGAGGAGGAGGCUGCAGUGGAAGACAGCGAUGACAACGAGUACAGCAGCGAGGAGGAGGAGGAGGAGGAGGAGGAGGAGGAGGAGGAGGAGGAGAGCAUGUUCACUCGAAGCCUUCCUGCCAGUUUCUUUUUACAGAAUCCUCCUUUUGAAACGGACGCCGGUGAACGGGACGAGUCUUCUGCAUUUAAAGAAUCAGCAGCCGGCGACCAGGAGGAGGAAGAAGGGAACGAGAAAGGAGAUGAAGAUGGACUGAGAGAAGAGGAGGAAGAUCACCCUGGAAGAGACCAACCGGGAAACAACAUGCAGAGCGAAGUGUCGGACGAAGACGUCGAGGAAGACGUCGAGGAAGACGUCGAGGAAGACGUCGAGGAAGACUCUCAAAGUGACAAAGAACCACCUCUCCCUCCGGAGGAACCGAGCGCUGAGGCCGACCUGAAGGUGGAGGAGGAGGAAGACGAGGACGAGGAGGACGAGGACAUGGCGACGGAGACGGCGGCGGCGUUGGACAUGUUGGACGGUCAUCGCAGUGAUCGUCCAACAUGUGGUGAAGUUCCUUGUGCGAACACCGGGGACAUUUCUGUGGAGGAGUUGGGAGACUCUUCUGUCGGGGCAACGAAGGACAGAGGCCGCGAGGAGGGAGGGGACAGCGAGGUAAACGAAGAGGUAGAGGACGCAUGUCAAGAACUGGUGCUAGAGAGGAAAGGAAGUGAGGGUAACAUGUGGGGAGAACCCCCCGAGGAAGGGGGAGGAGACCAAGAGCAGGACGGAGCAGUGUGUAGGACCGCAGGGGGAACUUGUGUUGAACUUGAGGAUGUCACGUGUGAAGAGAACGAGGUUGAGGAAAGGAAGCCGGUCGAGGAGAAGGAUGCAAGUGUUGCCGGGGAGGGGGACGCGGUCGAAGGGGUCGGAGUCGGAGAAGAGGAAGUGCCGGCGGCAAAGGUUUCAGGAGAGGAGACGUCGGAAGUCGACGAAGGAAACGAGGCAGGAGUCAGAGUCGAGGUAGCGGAGGAAACGAGGACCGAGGACAAGUGCACGGAGCCGGAGACGCAGCGAGGGUUUGAGGAAAAGGAGGCGAGCUCACCAAAGACAAGUGAACUGGAAGAGCCGCUUCGAGGGAAGCGUCCCGACAGAGGAGAAGGCGGCGACGAGCGGCCGAGCGUAGCCGAGCAACCGAAAGAGGCGAGGAAGUGGACGGGCGAGGGAAGCGACGCCGGCCGGGGAGGAGUCGGGGGGAGAGUGGUCACCUCCAAACACCCGAGGGUGUACCAGGUGAAGGCGGUGCCGGUCGUGCCUCCGAAGCCGCAGCACUGCAAAAUCACCGCCAUGACCCUCCGACAGCAGCAGCAGCACCGGCGGCGGCCCGGAGAGGAACAAGAUGGCGGCGUGGGGGAAAUCGCGGCGAGGGUCCCGACGGAGCACGAGAAGGUCCUCGAGGGCGAAGACGAGGGCAAGGGGAGGAAGGAGAGGCCGACGCUCAGGGGAGGGGAGACGAGGAGGAGGAGGAGGGACGGGGAGGAAGACGCCACCGGGGACGCGAGCGGAAACAGUCCGCUCAGCAUGUGCUUCGACGAGGCCGUCGCCAAGGCGACCAUGAGGCGCGAGAGAGAGAAGGAGUGCGAGAAGGAGAAGGAGAGGCAGAGGGAUUGGGGAAAUGAAGGACAGUGAAGCUCUUUUCUUCUUUCUUUUCUCGGCCUGUUGAUUUGAAGCGAUUUGACUGUACAAACAAUUUUUCUAUGUAUUUUCCCCUCAGAAUAAGUCAUAAUAAUUAAAGAAGUAUUUUUUUUUAGAGAGCGAUAAUGAGGGAACAAAGGAUGCUAAUAAAUGAAUAGCUGCAAUGAUGCUGCCCUGAAGUUAAAUACAACUGAAACUGUUAGAGGCGGGACUAAAGCUGCUGAAACAUGCUGAAGAUGAGACGUCACUCCAGGUCUGUAAAACGUUAACAGAUAUAAAGUAAAGCGAUCAGUUUUAAAUACAGCUCACUCUCGUCUGCAGCUGUGGUCCAAUUACACUUUGUAGUUAUAUAAAGUAUUUGUAUCGUAUACGGCGUAUGAAUAAACACAUGGUUAAAUGCUAGAUUUGAAAGAGGAUGGAUGAUGAAUAUAAUGUAUGCAAAAGUAAAGGUUAUUUCUUGUUAUGGGGAAUAAAAAGAUGGUUUCUAAA